Chanos chanos (milkfish) is the source of this 453-nucleotide messenger RNA. RefSeq names its product vasoactive intestinal peptide (gene vip). Gene Ontology annotation, biological process: adenylate cyclase-activating G protein-coupled receptor signaling pathway; regulation of protein localization; epinephrine secretion. The record is from RefSeq and is a predicted model, not a curated record. Bases 4 to 453 code for a protein of 149 amino acids. Lineage: Eukaryota; Metazoa; Chordata; Actinopteri; Gonorynchiformes; Chanidae. Gene Ontology annotation, cellular component: extracellular region; neuron projection. The transcript has 5 exons. Gene Ontology annotation, molecular function: neuropeptide hormone activity; peptide hormone receptor binding.
GCAAUGUUACAACGGAACGGCUACCAGAUCCUUCUCCUAAUAGCCCUGUGCAGUGCGUUAUACUCACGGACUCUAAGUUUACCUUACGCGUCUGUGAGAACCACAAGACACGCAGACGGUCUUUUUACAAGUGGAUACAGCAAACUCCUAGGACAGCUAUCCGCCAGACGGUACCUGGAAUCACUGAUCGGAAAAAGAGUCAGUGAUGACUUGAUGGACGACCAGCUUCCAGUGAAGCGUCACUCAGAUGCCGUUUUCACAGACAACUACAGUCGUUUUCGCAAACAGAUGGCAGUGAAAAAAUACCUGAACUCUGUUCUGACUGGAAAAAGAAGCCAAGAAGACCCUCCUAACAUGCAGGAUGAGACUGCCAGAGGCGAGACCCCUUUCCCAGAGAGCUAUGAUGAUGUCAGCUUAGAUGAGCUUCUAAAUCACCAGCCAUUGCCGCUCUGA